AACCCAGAUACAUCAUUACACAUUGAUCACAAAAUUCCCCCAAGCUAAGGUAGUUGUUUUCUAUUAAACUGCAUUAAAUAAUUAAAUCAAACCCAUCUAGGAAUUGAGGGUAUACACCAUUAUAUUGUAUUGAAUAAUGGAUAGAGUGACAAAGUUGGUUUCAGAGAGGCCAGUGGUGAUAUUUAGUAGGAGUACAUGCUGCAUGUGCCACACCAUCAAGACACUGUUCUGUGAUUUUGGUGUGAACCCAGCGGUUCAUGAGUUGGAUGAGAUACAAAGAGGAAGAGACAUAGAGCAAGCUCUUUCAAGGCUUGGUUGCAACCCUUCUGUGCCUGCAGUUUUCAUUGGUGGUGAGCUUGUUGGUGGAACCAAUGAAGUCAUGAGCCUUCACCUUAACCGAUCCUUGAUCCCUAUGCUCAAGAAAGCUGGUGCUCUUUGGGUUUGAAUUUUCAUUUCAUUUUCAUUUUCACAUCAUCAUCUUAUUGCUAUCACUAUCUACUCACCAUGCACACACAUGCACUUACUAAUAAGUCUGUUUUGGUCAUAGUAAUAUAUAUAUAUAUAGAGAGAGAGAGGCAGUGUCAUAUAUUCAUAUAAUAUAGAGUUCAUAUAUAUAUGGCACUAGAUGCUUGCUAAAAGAAUGAUGUAAUUAUCUUUUUGAUGAUUAUAAUAAACUAAUACAUGGAGUU
Arachis duranensis is the source of this 689-nucleotide messenger RNA. Its product is annotated as monothiol glutaredoxin-S2. The transcript has a single exon. NCBI's taxonomy places the organism in Eukaryota, Viridiplantae, Streptophyta, Magnoliopsida, Fabales, Fabaceae. Bases 137 to 445 code for a protein of 102 amino acids. The record is from RefSeq and is a predicted model, not a curated record.